Clarias gariepinus (North African catfish) is the source of this 750-nucleotide messenger RNA. RefSeq names its product fibroblast growth factor 8a (gene fgf8a). Bases 20 to 685 code for a protein of 221 amino acids. Gene Ontology annotation, molecular function: type 1 fibroblast growth factor receptor binding; type 2 fibroblast growth factor receptor binding; growth factor activity. Gene Ontology annotation, cellular component: cytoplasm. Lineage: Eukaryota; Metazoa; Chordata; Actinopteri; Siluriformes; Clariidae. Gene Ontology annotation, biological process: positive regulation of cell population proliferation; positive regulation of protein phosphorylation; neuron differentiation. The transcript is spliced from 6 exons. The record is from RefSeq and is a predicted model, not a curated record.
UUCCUACUGUACACAACACAUGGGACUUUUCCGUAUUGAAAGCAGGUCAACAAUGAGAUUAAUUCCAUCACGAUUAAGUUAUCUGUUUCUACACCUCUUUGCGUUUUGCUACUAUGCUCAGGUAACCAUUCAGUCCCCGCCUAAUUUUACGCAGCAUGUGAAUGAGCAGAGUAGGGUGACGGACCGGGUCAGCCGCAGACUCAUCCGGACCUACCAGCUUUACAGCAGAACCAGUGGCAAACAUGUGCAAGUCCUGGCCAACAAAAAAAUCAACGCUAUGGCCGAAGACGGAGACGUGCACGCCAAACUCAUUGUGGAGACAGACACAUUCGGCAGUCGCGUUCGGAUUAAAGGAGCUGAGACAGGAUUCUACAUAUGCAUGAAUAGGAGAGGAAAGUUGAUUGGCAAGAGGAAUGGUCAGGGGAAGGACUGCAUUUUCACAGAAAUAGUGCUGGAGAACAACUACACAGCUCUCCAAAAUGUAAAGUUUGAGGGCUGGUACAUGGCAUUUACACGCAAAGGAAGACCUCGCAAGGGUUCUAAAACCAGGCAACACCAGCGGGAAGUCCACUUCAUGAAGCGAAUGCCCAAAGGACAUCACAUUGCAGAGCACAGACCCUUUGGUUUCAUCAACUACCCUUUCAACAGACGGACUAAACGCACCCAUUUCUCAGGAGAUCGCUGAAGAGUUAUGCAGGACAGAAGAGUGGGACAGUGUAUGAGAGAGCGAAACAGAACAUCUCAGAUAAU